UUAUUUUGCUUUUUAUACCAUGGGGUGCCCUUCAAAUGACAUUCUCAAUUUGUGCGGGCAUAAGUGAACGUCGACUUUAGAGAAGAAAAUUUGAUAAACGAAAUCAUGUCUAAAAUUGGAAUUAACGGAUUCGGUCGUAUUGGUCGUCUGGUACUCAGGGCUGCCGUCGAUAAAGGUGCCUCUGUGGUCGCUAUCAAUGACCCCUUCAUCACCGUAGACUACAUGGUCUAUUUGUUCAAAUACGAUUCAACUCACGGACGUUUCAAGGGCACCGUAGGCGUUGAGGGCGGAAACUUGGUCGUAAAUGGAAAUGCCAUCCAAGUCUUCCAAGAAAGAGACCCCAAGGCCAUUCCAUGGGGAAAAGCUGGAGCUGAAUACAUCGUUGAAUCCACCGGCGUUUUCACCACCAUUGAAAAGGCUUCUGCUCAUUUGGAGGGUGGCGCCAAGAAAGUUAUUAUUUCAGCACCAUCUGCUGAUGCUCCCAUGUAUGUUGUCGGUGUUAACCUUGACAAAUACAACCCUGCUGAUAAGGUCAUCUCUAAUGCAUCUUGCACAACCAACUGUUUGGCUCCAUUGGCUAAAGUUAUCCACGACAACUUUGACAUCGUUGAGGGUCUCAUGACGACUGUCCACGCCACAACUGCUACCCAAAAGACUGUAGAUGGUCCUUCAGGAAAAUUGUGGAGGGAUGGUCGUGGAGCCCAACAAAACAUCAUUCCCGCAUCCACUGGAGCUGCCAAAGCCGUAGGUAAAGUCAUCCCUGCCCUCAACGGCAAAUUGACUGGCAUGGCCUUCAGAGUGCCUGUUGCCAACGUUUCGGUUGUUGAUUUGACUGUCAGAAUAGCCAAAGGCGCCUCUUACGAUGACAUCAAGGCUAAGAUCAAGGAAGCAGCAGAAGGACCUCUUAAGGGAAUCUUGGGAUACACUGAUGAACAGGUAGUAUCGUCUGACUUCGUCUCCGACACGCACAGCUCUGUUUUUGAUGCCGCCGCCGGAAUUUCUCUGAACAACAACUUCGUAAAAUUGAUCUCGUGGUACGACAACGAGUAUGGUUACUCGAAUCGCGUCGUCGACUUGAUCAAAUACAUCCAAACUAAAGAUGCUUAAAAAGUAUUAAUGCGACACUAGAUUAAGUACGUACAAAAGUUGAUAAAAACUUUAAUCUCAGAUGUUCGUAGAGUGUACAGUAUGUCGCGCUCUGUACGUUAGGAUCCCAGUGUAGUCAGAAGUCAGUCUAAAAAUACCUUUAUUAACUUUUUGACACGCUGCAAAAACUUAAUAAGUAUAUGUAAAUGUGGUGAAUUUUGUGUUACUUGCACCGUACUGUUUGUUUAAUUUCUUAUUUAUGUAUUCAAAAAUAUAAUGUGUAUGCUCUAAAAAAUGCUAGA
Messenger RNA from Dendroctonus ponderosae (mountain pine beetle), 1388 nucleotides. Its product is annotated as glyceraldehyde-3-phosphate dehydrogenase 2. Bases 106 to 1107 code for a protein of 333 amino acids. The record is from RefSeq and is a predicted model, not a curated record. Lineage: Eukaryota; Metazoa; Arthropoda; Insecta; Coleoptera; Curculionidae. The transcript is spliced from 6 exons. Gene Ontology annotation, molecular function: oxidoreductase activity, acting on the aldehyde or oxo group of donors, NAD or NADP as acceptor; NADP binding; NAD binding. Gene Ontology annotation, biological process: glucose metabolic process.